GCUUAUGAGUGGGAGGUUUGACGACAUGCAACACAAACAGCCACUAAAUGGACAGACAAGGAGGAGCACACAACAGAGAACAGGGUGUUUUCCAAUAAGCUUUGGAUUAUAAAACUAAGGAACAACAUUCAGGUAUCCUACGAUCAACAUGAAGAUGCCUGAUUCCUGUUUUUUCAUCUUUACUCUGCUUUUAGGGCAACUGUCGAUCACAUUAGGGGGGAAGAUUCUGGUGUUCCCGUUGGAUGGAAGCCACUGGGUAAACAUGAAAGUAAUCAUAGAGCAACUUCACGCCAGGGGCCACGAGAUCACUGUGCUCCGGCCCUCUGAUAGCUGGUACAUUAAAGAAAAGUCCCCCCUCUACUCCUCAGUGACUCUUUCCUGCCGCGGUGGGUUUGAAGAGAACUUUGAGACAUUUUUAAUUCGACAGCUGGAGGUCCGCCUUCAGAUAAAACCCGGAAAUUUUUGGUCCAACAUUUGGAAACGCAUGGAAAUGCAACAGGUGAUUCUGGAUCAGUUCUCCCAGUUUCAUAAGAAAGUGGGUGAUUUAAUCACCUACAUGUUUGAAAAUGAAGACCUGAUGCAGUCUUUGAAUGCUUCCAAGUAUGACAUGGUCCUGACAGACCCUGGCAUCGGUGGCGGUGCCUUACUGGCACGCAGACUCAAACUUCCUCUGGUUUUUAACGUCAGAUGGACCAUUCAGGGUGAAGCACACCUCCUCAUUGCUCCUUCACCUCUUUCAUACAUCCCCUUUACUGCCACCGAGCUCACGGAUAGAAUGACUUUCCCUCAGAGAUUAAAGAACGUCCUGAGUUACUUUAUGGGCAUGUUCACACUAUCAUACAUCUCAGAACCUACUUACAAACCCAUUGUCCGGCGCUUCUUUGGCCCUGAUGUGGAUUACUCAACCGUCUUCCUUGAUGCUGACAUCUGGCUAAUGAGAAAUGAUUUUGUGUUUGAAUUCCCUCGUCCAACUGUGCCAAAUAUCGUCUACAUAGGGGGGUUUCAGUGCAAGCCCUCAAAAUCUCUCCCGACUGAUCUGGAGGAGUUUGUCCAAAGCUCAGGAGAUCAUGGGAUUAUCGUAAUGACUUUAGGAACGCUAGUGGGCGACCUGCCCCAGGACAUCUCAGAAGAGAUAGCUGCAGCUUUUGCUCAGCUGCCUCAGAAGGUUAUUUGGAGAUAUACGGGACAAAGACCAAACAGCCUGGGCAAUAACACGCUUCUCGUCCAGUGGCUGCCACAAAAUGACCUCUUAGGUCAUCCUAGAACCCGAGUAUUCAUCACCCAUGGAGGCACCAAUGGUGUUCAGGAGGCAAUUUACCAUGGCGUUCCAGUAGUCGGGCUUCCCCUGUUCUUCGAUCAACCUGAUAAUCUAUCCAGGGUUAAGGCAAAGGGAGCGGCCGUGAUUGUAGAUAUUGCCACAGUUGACAGGAAUAUCUUCAAAGAAGCUCUGAUGACAGUUAUCUAUAACUCCACCUAUAGGGAGAACAUGCAGACCCUCUCAAAGCUGCACAGAGAUCAGCCGAUGAAACCUCUGGACCAGGCUGUGUUUUGGAUAGAGUAUGUCAUAAGACACAAAGGAGCCCGGCAUCUGAAGACACAGGGCCACAAAAUGUCCUGGUUUGUUUACAGCUCUGUUGAUGUUUUUGCUGCGUUGUCAGCAGCUGUUCUGCUUGUAAUUUGCAUUUGGGUUUCAGUUGUUAGGUUGAUGUGGAGAAAGAUUUUUACCCAAACAAAGAUAAAGCAUCAAUGAUAUAAAAAUAAAAACAAUGAUUGAGUGACA
Molecule: messenger RNA, 1780 nt
Organism: Cyprinodon tularosa
Lineage: Eukaryota; Metazoa; Chordata; Actinopteri; Cyprinodontiformes; Cyprinodontidae
Product: UDP-glucuronosyltransferase 2C1-like
Exons: 2
Coding region: 149-1750 (533 amino acids)
Biological process (GO): DNA-templated transcription
Molecular function (GO): DNA binding; DNA-directed RNA polymerase activity; UDP-glycosyltransferase activity
Source: RefSeq, a predicted model, not a curated record